AACUGUGCAGCUGUCAGGAACCAUGACUGAAGAUGACCGAUUCGGUCGUCGUGGAGGGAUACGCUAGACUCAAAGACGGAAAAAAGUGGAAAAGUAGGUGGAUCGUUCUUCGAAAGCCGUCGCCUGUAGCAGAUUGCCUCGUGUUGCUGGUUUUCAAAGACAAGUCGGACAAAGUCGAUGGGAACAAGGAACGGGCCAGUGUCACUCUCGAGGAGAUCUGCGGCCUGGAAAGCGGUCGGUGGUGCGAGGGCGCGUCUUCCACGCUGGCAAUUCUCUGCCUGACCCAGGCGGUUCUCCUGGGUUUCGACAACAAAGAGACUCUGCAGGCGUGGGAAGUCCGCCUGCGCUACAGCCUUGGAGAAGUUCACAGGUUCAGUGUCGGAAUCUUGGCGGGGACAAAGUUAGAAAGCGGACCAGCGACCCUCCACUUGUGCAACAACUUGCUAGCUCUCGUCCGAGACGCACCGCCCGUCGUCGUGGGCCACUGGAACCUUCCGGAUCUGCGGAGAUAUGGGCCCGUACCAAACGGAUUUGUAUUUGAGGGAGGAACACGCUGUGGUUAUUGGGCUGGCGUUUUCCUACUCACGUCUUCUGAGAGCGAGCAGAUAAGCUUCUUGUUUGACUGCAUAGUCCGAGGUGUCUCCCCUACUAAGGGCCCGUUCGGUCUGCAGCCCAUCCUGCCAGAUCCUAGCUCCAGUCAGACCAACUCUGAGGAGAGGCUGAACCAUGAGACGCGGGAAUUGGAGAAGCGACUGAGUAUGCUCUCCAGUCGGGACAGCACAGCGUCGUCUAUGUACUGCGCAUCCCCUGGGGGUGACGACCGCAGCAUAUCUGGUUCCUCAGACACCUCAGACACUAGCCAAUCGGACAGCAGCGUCUCAAGCCGCUUGGCCAUUUGGACCGAAUCCGGCAGCAACCCCGUGGACAGCAACAUUGUAGGCACCAAAGUGGCGAGUGUGGAAAAGCAGUUGGCUGACCAGGACUGUGGGAAUGCUUCGAGAGUCCAAGACCCCAGGCAGCUACUGGAAAUCGGUCGCCAGAGCUCGUUAGACAGCGGUAUUGCCACCGGUAGCCAUUCCUCGUACUCUGGAAGUUUCUCCUCAUACACUGGAAGUCUGGACAUUAACAGUGGUGAUGACUUUGGGUCAGUUUUUAGCCUGCCUCCCCACUUGGCUCAAGACCUGAGCCCUUGUUCUUGCCCCAAGAUUUCAGGACAGGAGUACAAAGUACCAACAUCCCUUAGGUAUCUAUACGAUACUCCCAAGAGUUUGGUACAGGACUCCUCUGACUUUGGAACUGAGCCUUUAAAAGGGGGAUCUGAGGGUCACCUCGAAACCGCAGCAAGCUCACACAGCAGAAAAACAAAGGGGACGCCCUCGAGUUACAGCCCAGGGUCCUCCACAACCAAAACCAUAGUGACCAUCUGUUCGGUAUGCGGUGGACUUCAGGGGAUGACCCUUAACCCUGCAAGCAGAGCAACGAAACCCACGUUAUCAGGUUUUGGUGAUGAGACUGUGUUUCCGCUUGCCCCAAGUGAUAUUUCCCAUCCAGCAGCUCAAAUUGUUGACAAUUCACUGCGCAGAAGCGAUGUCGGCGUUGCUGCCCCAGUUCACAACUCAGAAAGGACAACUGAGGGGUCGCCCCUUCCUAAAAAACGGCGGGAGAAGCUAGCCAGUUUUUUAGCAGAGUUCUUUCAUUACCCCAGAAUAACCAAGGAAUCGAAUCCCAACCAUUAUAACUUGUACGAAGCCAUGAGCCCUGCAUUACACCACAAACCCUCACCAGCACUCAGCACCCGUGCACCAAUAACGGAUGUCAUUUACGAAAACUGCUCCAAAUGCCGCGGGUCGCGCUGCCGCCCGCCCCCACGAGGCACCCCCGCCAAAGUACGCCGCCACAGCCGGAUCUUCAGUGUGCAGACCUUUCUAACUGGGUUGCACCUGAAGAAAAUCGCAGACCAAGAAGGUUCUGCUCAUGAGGCGACCCUCGCUGAUGGUCCAAAUAAAGAGAUGAAUGGUCAGAAUCUGACCAGUAAAGACAAAAGUCCCAGUGGCAGAGAGGAGCGCCGCAAAGCUGAUCCUGCUUAUGAGAUCAUGGAGAGCCGAGCAACAGAGAGAAAUUCGGAGGUGGAUGAAAAAAGCAAGUAUGAACUGAUGCUCAGUUGCGGUCCGCAAAAGUUGCUCCAAGAGACGGAAGGGGCAGCGUUGGCGUACCCCUCGGAGGCUUCACUCGCCGAAAGGCUCCGCAGCGACGGCGUGACGUACGUCAAUAUUCCAGUGAGUCCCACAUCCAAGAAAGAGCUCAACUAUAUGGAGCUGGAACUGCAGGAACCGGGCACCUGGGGAACUGCUGUACCGGUACCUGCCCAGAGUAAAGGGAAGGGUUCAACCAAAUAUGCACAGAUUGACAUCACUGCCACAGAGACCGCCUACAAGGUGGGUACCCAGCAUGCUCUGGGUCGCCAGGAGGGCCUGCAUACUCUGGAGCGGAGGAAGAAGGGGACGCCGCAUUGACCUCAAGGACCAGACAAGCCAACAGCAAAGAAAAAGCCUCAUUUUACACGUACUCUUGUUUUCUGAAUUGGACUUGAGAGUUUAUACUAUUAUUCCUAAUACUGUGUGUGGAUGUAAUCAUUUUUACUAAAAAAAAAUAAUCUGGAAUUGUUUUUUUUUUUAAAUAUCUGUAAAUAGUAUUUCUGUGAUCUUAAUGUUUGCUAAAUAUAACCCCCUCCAUGCACGUACAGUACAUGUACGAGAAAACUAUACGGCUGCCGUUUCUUAUAUUGUAAAGACUACGUGUUCCAUCUUCCCCCCUUUGUCAAUGUCACCUGGAUUACAAAAUUAUGGAGGAA
Syngnathoides biaculeatus (alligator pipefish) is the source of this 2851-nucleotide messenger RNA. Its product is annotated as protein Dok-7-like. The transcript has 13 exons. The record is from RefSeq and is a predicted model, not a curated record. Lineage: Eukaryota; Metazoa; Chordata; Actinopteri; Syngnathiformes; Syngnathidae. Bases 33 to 2513 code for a protein of 826 amino acids. Gene Ontology annotation, molecular function: protein kinase binding. Gene Ontology annotation, biological process: positive regulation of protein tyrosine kinase activity; neuromuscular junction development.